AAAAAGGAAGAUGCGUUACAUAUACAUCUGAAGCUUGCAAUGGUACGAAUCCUUCUAUUUUAAAAUAUUCUGUCUUUCUCUCUUUUUUAGUAGCUAUAAAUACGGCUCUCUGCUGCACAACUAUUAUUGAAACUCUCAAUCAUUUUCAGCUCAUUACUCACCUCAACUAACUCUCUGUGGCCAAAAAUAAACAGAGACAUAUCAGACUAAGGAGUAUUUAAUAAGCAUCAUCUAACAACAGGCCAAGGUAUUAACUACACGAGCUAAAUCUGUUUUAGUCAGGUUUGAUAGAAGAUACCUAUCUUUCUCCAUCUUAAAUGCUUGCUCCAAUUGUUCUUCCCAAUUAAUCGUGAGGUUCUUGUUUUGCAGAAGCAAAAAAUUGAAAAAACUUGUGUAAAAAGCAUGCAGCGAAACAGAGUUCUUGCGUUCUUGUUGCUAGCAGCUCAGCUCUUGGUGAAGAUACCUGAAACGUGUGCAAAAUUUCCCGCACUUAUCGUAUUUGGUGACUCAACUGUUGAUUCAGGCAACAACAACCAGAUUUCUACUGUUCUGAAGAGCAAUUUCCAGCCAUAUGGCCGGGAUUACUUUGACGGCAAAGCGACUGGGAGAUUUUCAAAUGGCCGGAUUGCACCAGACUUCAUUUCUGAAGGUUUGGGACUCAAGAACGCAGUCCCUGCCUACCUAGAUCCAGCAUACAACAUUGCAGACUUUGCCACUGGUGUCUGUUUCGCUUCAGCUGGAACCGGCUUAGACAAUGCAACCUCUGCCGUGUUAUCUGUAAUGCCGCUAUGGAAGGAAGUGGAAUACUACAAAGAAUACCAAACCAGGCUAAGAAGCUACUUGGGUGAAGAGAAAGCUAAUGAGAUUAUUAGUGAAUCACUUUACCUGAUUAGUAUCGGAACCAACGAUUUCCUGGAGAAUUACUAUCUUCUUCCCCGCAAGUUACGGAAGUACUCAGUGAACGAGUACCAAUAUUUCCUGAUAGGAAUAGCAGCAGAUUUCGUGACAGAUAUAUACAGACUCGGAGCUCGGAAGAUGUCUUUGUCGGGACUCUCUCCUUUUGGAUGCUUACCCCUGGAAAGAACAACUCAGCUCUUUUAUGGAAGCAAAUGUAUUGAAGAAUACAACAUUGUGGCUAGAGAUUUCAACAUCAAGAUGGAAGAGAAAGUCUUCCAGUUGAACAGAGAUCUGAACGGAAUCCAGCUGGUGUUUUCAAAUCCAUAUGACCUUGUUUCAGAAAUCAUAUACCAUCCUGAAGCAUUCGGUUUCGAAAACGUAAGAAGUGCGUGUUGCGGAACGGGAUACUAUGAGAUGAGCUACUUGUGUGAUAAAAUGAACCCAUUCACAUGUUCGGAUGCAAGCAAAUAUGUAUUUUGGGACUCAUUUCACCCAACAGAGAAGACAAACGCCAUCGUAGCAAAUCAUGUUCUGAAAUACGACUUAUCUCGGUUUCAGUGAUAAAAUAAGAAAUUGCUACACCACAAGCACUAUAGUUAUUAGUUAACCUACUAAAUUCUUUCCUCCACAACAUAUAUAUUUUUUUCUGUGAGUUUCUUGUCUAGAUAUCACUCAAAUCAAGCUUCCAAAAUGUUGUACAAGAACCAUUCUUCUUACUCUAUGUUCGUGUGACUACAUAAAGAUGCUACUGUGAUGUUAUAAAAAUGGACAAGAUCAAACUUU
Messenger RNA from Arabidopsis thaliana (thale cress), 1680 nucleotides. Its product is annotated as GDSL-like Lipase/Acylhydrolase superfamily protein. The record is from RefSeq and is marked reviewed. Gene Ontology annotation, cellular component: extracellular region. The transcript is spliced from 3 exons. Lineage: Eukaryota; Viridiplantae; Streptophyta; Magnoliopsida; Brassicales; Brassicaceae. Gene Ontology annotation, molecular function: hydrolase activity, acting on ester bonds; catalytic activity. Bases 403 to 1458 code for a protein of 351 amino acids.